AUGGAAGGAGGAGGAGGAGGAGGUGCUGGUGGUUUUGGCCUUCGAAAUUUACCAAACAAUCCCUCCAUAUAUCUACCAUUUCCACCAUUAACAGCGGUGGACAGGUUCUUAUGGGGUCGAGGCCAAUUCUCACAGCAACAGAAUCAAAGUAAUAUUAAGAACAACGAAACACUUGUUUCUACAAAUGGGUUGUAUGAUCUCUCUGCAUCGAAUGGUGCAAUUGCUGGUUUUCCAUGGCCAUGUUUCCAAGAGAGAGACUUCGUUGAAGGAGAUAGUCUCAUCAAUUGGACAUGCGAGAUAAACCCUAGAGCUUGUUUGGAAGGAGAAGUGAAUGUUUCAGGAAGGAUUUGUAAAGGUCAGGCAAAGAAAGCCAAGAAAAUCCCUUGUCCAAGUUUGAUCAAAGGGCAGUGGACAGAAGAAGAAGACAGGAAACUGAUUAAGCUGGUGAAGCAAUUUGGGGUAAGAAAAUGGGCACAAAUAGCUGAAAAGUUGGCUGGUAGGGCUGGAAAGCAGUGUCGCGAGAGAUGGCACAAUCAUUUGCGCCCUGAUAUCAAGAAAGAAAGCUGGAGCGAAGAAGAGGAGAGGAUUUUGGUUGAAGCACAUUCCAAGGUUGGGAACCGAUGGGCAGAAAUCGCAAAACUCAUUCCUGGAAGAACUGAGAAUGCUAUAAAGAAUCAUUGGAAUGCUACGAAAAGAAGGCAAAAUUCAAGGAGAAAGAACAAGCAUACAGAAAAUAAAAUUGCAAAACCUCAAUCUUCAAUACUUCAAGACUACAUUAAAAGCAAGAACCUCAAAAAUCCUUGCCCUACUUCUAUAGGUACCCCUUCCCAUAGCACAAACACAAACAUAAACACACCUUCAAGCUCCUCCACAUCAGAUGAUCCUUCAAGCCAAUUCAACUACUUUCUCCCUGAAUUAUCUGAACCCAAUGUGGAUGACUCUCCACCACUGAUCACUCAAACAUAUGAUGAUGAACUUCUCUUACAAAAUUUCUUCAAUGACAAUUUUAUGGAGUCAUCCCCAGAAAAACCUGCAACCAAGAAUCCAAUGGAAAUGGAAACCAGCAGCAAUCUAGCUGAUACAAGUGAUCAAUAUGACUUGUUUUCUUCUACUUUGAUGUCUCCAAUUAUGUGCCCAAGUGGUCUCCAAGCGGAAGAAAGACCUACUAGCUACCUGUAUUCAGAUCUCUAUCUCUCUUACCUUCUAAAUGGAGCAACCGCAAUUUCGCCUUCUAUUGAUUAUGGAGAUAACAAUAGCAUGAACAUGGAGUUGGGGAUAGAUCAAACUCGUUCAAAUGGAAAGAAAGAGAUGGAUUUGAUAGAGAUGAUUUCUUCUUCUCAUUUCUUUCAAGGUAGCAACAGUACAUAG
This is a messenger RNA of Manihot esculenta (cassava), 1368 nucleotides long. RefSeq names its product transcription factor MYB64. The coding region runs from base 1 to 1368 and encodes 455 amino acids. Gene Ontology annotation, cellular component: nucleus. Gene Ontology annotation, molecular function: DNA-binding transcription factor activity, RNA polymerase II-specific; RNA polymerase II cis-regulatory region sequence-specific DNA binding. The transcript has 4 exons. Gene Ontology annotation, biological process: regulation of DNA-templated transcription. The record is from RefSeq and is a predicted model, not a curated record. Lineage: Eukaryota; Viridiplantae; Streptophyta; Magnoliopsida; Malpighiales; Euphorbiaceae.